CUUUGACACGAAUUAGAGUAUGUCCGCCACUCUACGGGAAUCGGUCCAACUGGACCUUUUCGAAGCAGAUAUCGUCAAACUGAUUUUGGAAUUUUUGGAGAAACGCGAGUUGGCCAUCUCAAUGCUGUCCCUGGAACGUGAAACAGGUCAAGUCAAUGGUCCCUUCAACGAAGACAUUUUAUUUUUUAGACAGUUGAUUUUGGAAGGCCAUUGGGACGAUGCGUUGGAUUACUUGGAACCCUUACGUGGACCCCCCGUUGAGAUGGAUUUGCGGGAGCCGAGGUUCCUACUACUGAAGCACAAAUAUUUGGAAUUGUUGUGCCUUCGAUGUGGUACUAUCAGCACUUCCACCGCUGUCAAUGGCGGGACACCGGCAGCAGAAGCUGGUGAUUCAUCGGACUACGCUGUUGAGAAUGUUGUGGACUGUCUGAAACAGCUGGAACCGGAAUGUUCCAGUCAAGCAGAGUAUCGUGAUUUAGCUCUGCUUCUCACCUUGCCUCGGUUGGAUCAGCAUCCAGCCUAUCGGGAUUGGAAUCCAAGUCUGGGUCGCCUUCACUGUUUUACCAAACUAUUCCCUCUUGUCAAAGUUGGUCACCUGUUGCCCGUGUUACUCCUUUUCAAGAUCUACCCGCUGCUUGAACCGUUUGUGCGUCUGAGCAAACCCGAAGCGGCUGCGGAGGAAGUUGCACGCGGCGAUCGUCUAGUCCGGUUACUUGUGAAAGGUCUACUGUACGAAGCAUGCGUGGAUUACUGUGCUCUUAUGGCUACCGAGCGAAAAGCGGAAAUGCAAGUUACCACUUUGCUUGGAGGUGACAUUGAGGAGGAGGAAGAAACGGAACGGCGAUAUUCUUCUCUACCCAGCACCACAGCGGGAGCGAGUGGGGACGCAUGUUCCACGCCUUCCGGACGUGUUCGUCAGCCCGUACCUCCUGACCUAUCGCUGAACUCCUGGCUUCAAUCUUUGGGACCAGCAAGUUUUGCCCAACCUUUUCAAUCCUGUGAAUUGAACCUUCAAGUUCACCCGAUGAAUCGCCCUAAACUCGAACCAACUCUAUGGCCUGAGCACAUUCUGGCCGAGCCCACGGUGAAACCUCUGGUAUUUCCUUACACGCAUGUCCCAGCAGCUACUUCUGGAUUGAUCAACUCGAGUAUGUACCGGUCUGGUAUGUCACCACGAAUGGCAGCCUUGCGUGGACGUCUGCAAGGCCCAGGUGGUGAACUUGUUCAAAGUUUGUGUCCAGCUUAUGAGGGCCUAACAUGUGGAUUACUCCGUUCGGCCAGUGGUAGGCUAACUACGACGGGGGUGAAUGGAGCUGCGGACGACGACAGUGGGAUCUAUUCGUUUGUACGUACUGCUGGCCUAUCUAGUCAUUCUAAACGCGUGCCUCGUCUCAUGACUCACUCUAUGUCCGGAUUCCGCCUUCCACCGAACCCGAAUGCGCCGUACUCGGGAGUAGCACAGUCUGUCCAUUCUGGUAAUGACGUAAGACAAGAUUCCACUGUUUCAGCAAACAUGCAAGCCUCCGUGGAACGACUGUUUGCCGCUCAUGGUCAAAUGUCCUCAAGCUCAUAUGGCCUCAAUCCGAAUCCGAGUGUUGGAGCGGAUACUACAAUGUCUUCCAGUUUGCGCGCCUCUACUCUGUUAUCACGUCCAGGUACUGGUCAGAUGCAGGCGAUCGCCGAAGAACCUCACUCGGAAACCUCACAGGGUGCUCUGGAGCCCGCAGCAAAAGCAUUACAAUCGCGGACGGCCAAUUCGGGCAGCACUGUUGUGUCUGGCAACCAGUCAGAACAGUCAAAUUCUAUGCAAAGUUCCAUCAUUAUAGAUCAGGAAAUUGAAUCGCACGAACUCGGUUCCCGUGCUGGUGACCUUUUGCAUGAAUUUCAGAAACGGCGUUUGGAUCGAGAGAAUUCCCAUAUUGUAGAGGUCUCGCACGACUCCACACCGGUACCUUCACCGGCUCAUGCAGUAGAUGGCAGACCUUUUGACGACAUACUUGAGUCCAACGCUCCCAAAGUCAUCAACAACAGUAACAGUACGGAUUAUCGCCCAAUCCGAACCAGUAGUCCUACUAUUCCCAGCUCUCGGACUAGCAGACGCACACAAGCCUCGACAGAUGAUGGCUCUGGACCCAACAGCCCCCGUUAUCUACAAGUAACCGUUCUAGAAGACAGUCAAGCCAUACGCUGUGUGGCGUUUCACCCCACUGGUCAGUAUUACGUGGUCGGAUCGAACAGCAAAUUCCUUCGUGUUUGUCAGUUUCCUGAAGUGGAGAAUCUUAGUGCUGAUCAUGUCGCCACCGCUCCCUUCAUUGUGAUGCGUCGCCCGAAGUACCAUCGUGGCAGCAUUUAUUGUGUUGCAUGGAGUCCAGAUGGACGCUUGAUUGCUUCUGGGAGCAACGAUACCACAGUUCGGAUGUUGAGCGUCGAUCCCACCACGGGACUGCCCGAAGCAGCGAACGGAGACCCCAGCGUGGCGAAUACGGCGGGUCAGUGUGUGGAAUUACGGCACCACGAUGGCACCGUGCGUGAUUUGGCUUUUUUGUUACCGUCACACUCAUUAGAUGUUUCGGCAAGCAAUAACUCCAUCCGCAUGUCGAAUGCCGCCACAGCCAGUGUUCAUCUACUUACUGCCGGUGCUGGCGAUGCUCGGAUUUGUCUAGUCGAUUGUUCCCGCAUCGUGCAGACUGAUCCGAACCUCGGCGGACAACAGCCAAUCAAAUCCAAUUAUGUCGUUCGAUCGUUAUCAGGUCACACUGCACCCGUCUACGCUCUGAACGUUUGGAGUCCCGGUUCGCUGUUUGUCUCGGGUAGUGCGGAUGCCACCGCUAGACUCUGGGACCUCCGGGCUCCUGCGCCUGUUCUCAUCAUUCAGUCGUAUUCCGGAAGUCAAGGAAGUGCAUUUGCUUCGGUAUCCGUGGAACCCGGUUGCAAUCUGCUGGCGAGCGGCCACGAGGACUCUACAGUCUCUCUGUUCGACCUACGUGGGGCCAGAUACAUCAACGCCUACCGACCGCACACAAGCGAAGUACGAAGUGUCCGCUUCUCUCCCACAGCAUACUAUCUGCUGUCCGCAAGUUAUGAUCGCCGUGUAAUUCUGACGGACUUUCACGGUGAUCUUUCUCAGCCGUUGCCCUGUGUACGUCUAGCAGAGCAUGCAGACAAAGUUAUCCAGGCUCGGUGGCAUCCGUCACAACUUUCGUUCAUUACAACCAGUGCGGAUAAGAGUGCGGUGUGCUGGGCCUUACCGGGACUGUAACGCAUCCUUUCUCGAGGUCUAGUGACAAAAGAACACCCGCAAAACACAAGCAAUGGACUGAUCGCAUUGCUCUGUUUUGCUCCAAAAAAUUCAAUCAGCAUACGUUUGUCGCCAAUGAUUGCCUUCUGUCAAUGGCUUUCUCAAGACAGCUUGCUUCGUUCAAUCUGGAACCCAGUGCUGACCUCAGAUGUGUACCAAUAUCUGGUUCUCUCUCUCCACGCAAUCGAGCAGCAAUGGGACCAUAUCCGGUGCCAAUUCGUUCAUUGCUUCUGAAUUUAGCUUACCCCCACACUCCUGUUCGUGUGAUUGGAUACCCCUCAUUCGACUCCUCUCAUCCUUUUAUAAUUUCCGAUUCAUCUUCUGUGAUAAACACCAGUGCAUCGUAUAUCCGUUCGCACAGUCAUGUUGCACCCCAUGAAUUUAGGUUGAUUUUUAGGUUUCUUUUGUUUAGUUUCCUUUCAUUCUCACCUUCAAUCGACUUGUGCCUAAGUAUCAGUGUCCUCUCUGCUGAACUGUACUCGACACCUUCGUUACUUCGUUCGCCUCAUUGAAUUGAAUUCUUCCGCCUAUCUCCUGGCGAAACUACGGUUUUCCGUUCUGAUUGCUGCUGUUCUGCAUGCGCCGCCAUUUUGUUGCAUGUCCACCUACUUCCUACCGGUUCAUGUUCGAAUCUUCCUUGCUGACUUUCUCUUUCAGCAGCACGAUUGUUACGCCGUUGCCCUGAUAAAUGCUUG
Opisthorchis viverrini is the source of this 3993-nucleotide messenger RNA. RefSeq lists its product as hypothetical. The transcript is spliced from 12 exons. The record is from RefSeq and is a predicted model, not a curated record. Bases 20 to 3259 code for a protein of 1079 amino acids. Lineage: Eukaryota; Metazoa; Platyhelminthes; Trematoda; Opisthorchiida; Opisthorchiidae. Gene Ontology annotation, molecular function: protein binding.